CCCGUGUGUCUGGAGCGCUUAUUCCGCUGGAUGUUAUUGAUCCGCGCCAGUGAAUAAACCGAGAAGGGCUGUAUCCCCACAUCCGUUCAGAAAAAGGCUCCAUCGGAUUUAAACGAGGAUUGAGACAGAAUAUCAGUGUAUGCCGUUUAAUAAACAGGAGCCGUUUCUACACACAGCGUUUAAAACCCUCAAUAUUAAGCGUGCAUCUGUGCCUGGAGCGCGUUUUCUCAUCACAUCAUUUCAUUAUUUUGCAUUCAUCUGCAGAUAUGGACGAAGAUAAUCAAGUCCCUGAAGAUCUGUCCUUAGAGGAGAGAGAUGAGCUGUCCAACAUACGACGCAGGAAAAAAGAACUGCUGGAUGAUAUUGAGCGGCUGAAGUUUGAGAUCGCUGAAGUGAUGACAGAAAUCGAGCAGCUCACGUGUGUGGGCGAGAGCAAAACAACACAAAGAAACAAACAGAUCGCAAUGGGAAGAAAGAAAUUCAACAUGGACCCCAAAAAGGGGAUUCAGUUUCUGCUGGAGAACGACCUCUUGCAACAGACCCCUGAAGACAUCGCUCAGUUCCUCUAUAAAGGCGAAGGCUUGAACAAAACUGUUAUUGGGGAUUACUUGGGGGAACGGGACGAUUUCAACAUCAAAGUGCUUCAGGCUUUUGUGGAGCUCCACGAAUUUGCCGACCUCAACCUCGUUCAGGCUCUGAGGCAGUUUCUCUGGAGCUUCAGACUUCCCGGAGAGGCCCAGAAGAUUGACAGAAUGAUGGAGGCGUUUGCGUCGCGGUACUGCCAGUGCAACCCGGGGGUCUUUCAGUCCACAGACACGUGUUAUGUCCUGUCCUUCGCCAUUAUUAUGUUAAACACAAGUCUUCACAAUCCCAACGUCCGGGACAAACCCGCCGUAGAGCGUUUCAUCUCCAUGAACAGAGGCAUUAAUGACGGAGGAGACCUUCCCGAGGAGCUGCUCCGGAACCUGUACGAGAGCAUCAAGAGCGAGCCCUUCAAAAUCCCUGAAGAUGACGGCAACGACCUCACGCACACGUUCUUCAACCCGGACCGGGAGGGCUGGCUGCUCAAGUUAGGUGGCCGAGUAAAAACCUGGAAGAGGAGAUGGUUUAUUCUGACCGACAACUGCUUGUACUAUUUUGAGUACACAACAGACAAGGAACCACGUGGAAUUAUUCCUCUGGAGAACCUCAGCAUCAGAGAGGUGGAGGAACCCAGGAAACCUAACUGCUUUGAGCUGUACAAUCCCAACCAUAAAGGUCAGGUGAUCAAGGCGUGUAAGACAGAGGCAGAUGGGAGGGUGGUGGAGGGAAACCACGUCGUCUACAGGAUAUCAGCGCCAACACCAGAGGAGAAGGAAGAAUGGAUCAAAUCUAUUAAAGCGAGCAUCAGCCGGGACCCCUUCUACGACAUGCUGGCCACCAGGAAGAGACGAAUCGCCAACAAGAAGUGAAUGGCUUCCCCAGUGGCUUCCCCAAAAGCAACACGCACUGCCUUCUGGGACAGCCUUCGUGAGAGCGUGUGCGUUUGACGCGCCCCGCAGCUGAAGAAUUCAUGUUUAUAGUUCCUUUCUCGUGUUUCUACGCGUAUGAAAACACAGCUGUCCUGAUCUGUUUGUAUUUGCAUGGAUGUAUACCUGGGCGGCUCACUCGAGAGUCCAGAGGAAGUCGUUCGUGAUCCCUCGCUACAGAUGUCAGAUAGAAAAGCCAUUUAUUUCAAGAGACUAGACCUAUUUCGAAACCCAACGACCUGACGAUGCGAUCGCACAGGGCUCUGAGACAAUAAGCCUCCGUGGCCGUUAUCUCUUAUGGUGCUAGAAGACUUCCUGCGUGCAUGUGACCGCCAUAGAAAUCAACGUUAAUGAUCCAAGGCUAACACUAGGUGGCGGUCUGGAGUCAGCUGGACUGAUUUCAUGUUGUUAGAGCAAGAAACAGCAAAUAUGUAACACAUACGCUGCUGUUCAAAGGCUUGGGAUGAGUACGUUUUUUAUGUUUUUUGAAAGAAGCAUUUUGAUUAAAAAUGCUGAAAAAAUCUGUACGUGUAUUUAUUUAUUUUAUUAUUUUAUUCAGCAGAGAUUUGUUAAAGGCGUCACAAAUUCCAAAGAAUAUUAAGUCGUAAUGUUACAUAUAAUACACUGAAGACUGCGGUAAUGGCUGGUUAAAAUUCUGAAAUAAAUGAUAUUUUAAAGUAUAUUAAAAAAAGAAACCAAUAUUAGAAAUAGCAAAAAAAUACCGUUUUUUUUCAGCAUUUUUGAUCGAAUAAAUCUCCUCGAUAUCUUACCGAUCCCAAACGUUUGAAUGGCAUAUAUAUAUAUAUAUAUAUAUAUAGAUUUAGUUUCCGGAAGCGGUCCAUUAACCUUUCUGUUCUGGUCUUAGAUGACACUAUCUACUGUCACGUAUGAUGUGUUGAUGUAAUAUGAAUGAAUCUGCUUGCUUUUGUGUUCUUAUGACAAGUAUAGUUAAAUAUCUUUUAUAUUUAUUUUCUUCGUGAAAUGAUUUUAUUCUGCUCAUAAUUGGCAUACUAUAGAUCUAAGUUAUGUGUAAAUACUGUAAACAUUUGUCUUCUUUUUUUUUUUUUUUUUUUUUUUUUGUAAGUACAAUCUGUAGCAUAUAAAUCUACUGGCUUUUUAAUGUUAGGGCUCUUUGCUCAGCAGCCUUAAACUAAUGUACCUCUGUCAGGGAAAAACACCUUGUAAUUCUGGAAAAUAUUUUUUUUUUUUAAUCCAGUAGCAAUUUAUAUGUGGUUGUAAAAAUAACAGCCCUGUCCGAGGGCGGAAUGCUAUCUCCAAUGCCCUUUCGGGGCUCCAGAUUAAUUUUUAUAUGUCUGUAUAAGCUAUUGGUCGAAAUGUACACGAAAUAUGAAUACAUAAAACAUUCAUAAAGAG
Molecule: messenger RNA, 2882 nt
Organism: Puntigrus tetrazona (Sumatra barb)
Lineage: Eukaryota; Metazoa; Chordata; Actinopteri; Cypriniformes; Cyprinidae
Gene: cyth3b
Product: cytohesin 3b
Exons: 13
Coding region: 267-1451 (394 amino acids)
Biological process (GO): regulation of ARF protein signal transduction
Molecular function (GO): guanyl-nucleotide exchange factor activity
Source: RefSeq, a predicted model, not a curated record